Vitis vinifera (wine grape) is the source of this 1032-nucleotide messenger RNA. RefSeq lists its product as uncharacterized. The record is from RefSeq and is marked validated. The coding region runs from base 256 to 831 and encodes 191 amino acids. NCBI's taxonomy places the organism in Eukaryota, Viridiplantae, Streptophyta, Magnoliopsida, Vitales, Vitaceae. The transcript has a single exon.
GCCUUCUGCUCCCGACUACUGACUCCCUGUUUCAAACUGAUUUGUCUCAACGGAAUUCCCCAGUGACGACCUCUCUUACGUCACUCCAAAGCCCCCAAACUCUUCUCAUUUCCCACCACCCCCCAGGCUUUUUCUUCCUCACUUCCAAUUUCCUCUCCCUUAAAUUAACCAUUCACUCCCCCACCACCCCCAAAUAUCAAUCCCAACUCCAAUUUCAUUUCAGAUUUCUCUUCAUUCACGAACGGACACACGGACAUGGGUGGAUGUGUAUCUUCUGUUGGAUCUUAUUCUAAUUCUACCUCCACCGCUACUGCUAAACUCAUUUCACUUCAUGGAGAGCUACGUGAAUAUUCCGCUCCCGUUACCGUCUCCCAAGUUCUUCACUUUGAGUCGUCUUCUUCUUCCUGCUUUGUCUGCAACUCCGACAGCUUGUACUACGACGACUACAUCCCAGCCAUGAAUGCCGACGAUGAACUUCUGCCUGGUCAGAUCUACUUCCUACUCUCCGCCACCAAGCUUCAGUACCGCCUCACUGCCUCCGAGAUGGCCGCCUUGGCCGUCAAGGCCAGCAUUGCCCUCCAAAAUCACUCCAAAAAGGCUGGGCAUCGCCGCAAUAACAAGUCCCGGAUUUCUCCAGUUCUGGAAGUGAACCAAAAAGUAAUGGAGGCGGAGGUUGGGGGAGUGAAAAAGAGUUUUGAGAAGCCUGCUCUUGGCGUUUCCAGGCAUGGGUCUUUGAGAAAACUGCAGAGACACUCAUCCCGACGAGCUCGCAUGGCGGUUCGCUCCUUCAGACUCAGGUUAACCACCAUUUACGAAGGCUCCGUCCUCUAGAUUACACUCCAUAAUCCGCUCCCCUCCAAACUCCAAACAUGGUGGAUCAAUUUUUAAUUUUUAUCAUUAUUUUGUUUUAUUUCUUCCUUUAUGUAUAUUGCUGGAUAUUAGUAUUACUGAUUUGAGAUGGGAUUUUUCAGUCUUGCAUCCAUCCAACCAUAUCCUAAAUGAAAUGGAUUUUUCUUGUAAAUUACUUUACUC